AGGAGAGCACACACACAUUACACACACACAUGCACACACACGUAUGCACAGGUACGCGGUCACUGCAUCCUGCGACUUGAAACAAAAGAAACUUUGUGCCAAUUCACACAAAGCAAGAGAUAGAAAUGACGGAGUGACUUUGAACGCAUCACUUUUUUCCUGCGGAGACAACAGCGUCGGACUAUGAGGAAGCUUCCCACUCCAAACAACCAUUUUUUUCUUUUACAACUUUUUGUCCUAUUUGACUCAUUUGGAGAGCUGGCUUUUUGGAUGAGACCCCGCUAGUUUGGACUUUGACAUAUUUUUCGUGCGGUGGCAGGAACGAUCGUUGAUAGGCAAAGUCUCGGAGGAUUUUGGAGACAGAAAAUAUGGCAACACUUCUCAUCUGCGGGUUUAUUCUACUCAAGGUCGUCUUCGGGGACGCUUGUGCUAGCGGACAGUUUAGCGAAUCAGGCCAGUGCUGCAGUUUGUGUCCUGCAGGCUUUGGAGUGUCGGCUGAGUGUGGAAAAGAGGACACCAAAUGCACACCAUGUCCACAGGGGACUUUUUCCUCUUCGGAAGACCUCGGGCGUUGCCUCCCGUGCUCGCAGUGCCCGUACGGCGUCCCCACGUUGGUGUCCUGCUCGGCUGCUGAAGACACACAAUGCGAAUGCGAUAGCGGCUUCUUCUACCUGCGAUCUUUCAGAGUGUGCGCACCUUGUUCAAAAUGCAACCGUGGCCAGGGGGCGGGACAGCAAUGCGGCCCCAAGGGGGACACGCUGUGCAUGGCUUGCGGCCGCGGAACCUUCUCUGAAGAACACCACAGCACCAAGCCGUGCCAGACCUGCACACAGUGCACAGACAGCGAGGUGGAGAUCCGGGCCUGCAUGCCCAACUCGGACACACUCUGCAUGGAUAAAAAGCUACACGUUCUCUCUGAUGCGGCCCGCAACGCUCCGAGUUGGUCGGGUGUUGAAGAGGUGACGCAAGGGGGAGGCAGCGCCGCUCCAGGGACACCAAAGUCCACCCCGCAGAAUGAGAACAGCAACAACAACAACAUCCUGGCCUACGUGUCCGUACCAGCUGCAGUGGUGCUGGGCCUGCUGGUCUACGUCGCCUACAACUGCUGGAGAUCGUGUAAACAGAAGAAGGCUCUGUCCAAGGCCCGCGCCGCCGAGCUGGGCGCGUCCCCAGAAGGAGAGAAGCUGCAAAGCGACAGCGGAGUGUUCCUCGACUCGCAGAGUCUGCAAGACAACCAGCCAUGUAAAGGUACAAAGAGGGACAGCAAGCAAGACACGCGCCUGUACAUCAACCUGCCCCCCCACAGGCAGGAAGAGGUAGAGCGGCUCCUGGAGGACGGGGCGGCCCGCGGCUGGCGUCAGCUUGGCCAAGCGCUGGGCUACGACCCCGAGCAGCUGGACCUGUUCGGACGCGGCGAGGCCCCCGCUCGCACGCUCCUCUCCACCUGGGCGCUGAAAGAAGGAUCCACUCUGGGACUGCUGUGCUCGGCGCUGGCUCGCAUCGAGAGGCCCGACGUGGUGUCGGCCCUCAACUGUCCCACGCAGGGCGUCUCUGUGGUGUGAAGGAAGCCACCAUCAAGCUGCACCGCUUUGACUGCAGAGCACGCCUUAUGAAUCUUUUUAAGCCACACUAAUAUACAGUAGUACCUCAACUUGCCAGCUUUAUUGGUUUCAUGUAGGGAUGUCCGAUAAUGGCUUUUUGCCGAUAUCCGAUAUUCCGAUAUUGUCCAACUCUUUAAUUACCGAUACCGAUAUCAACCGAUAUCGAUAUCAACCGAUAUAUGCAGUGGUGGAAUUAACACAUUAUUAUGCCUAAUUUGGACAACCAGGUAUGGUGAAGAUAAGGUACGUUUUAAAAAUAAUGAUAAAAUAAUAAGAUAAAUAAAUUUAAAAAAAAUUCUUCAAUAAAAAAUAAAGUAAAACAAUAUAAAAGCAGUUACAUGGAAACUAGUAUUUAAUGAAAAUGAGUCAAAUUUACUGUUAAAGGUUAGUACUAUUAGUGGACCAGCAGCACACACAAUCAUGUGUGCUUACGGACUGUAUCCCUUGCAGACUGUAUUGAUAUAUAAUGGAGGAACCAGAAUAUUAAUAACAGAAAGAAACAACCCUUUUGUGUGAAUGGGUAAUGGGGGAGGGAGGUUUUUUGGGUUGGUGCACUAAUUGUAAGUGUAUCUUGUGUUUUUUAUGUUGAUUUAAUAAAACAUUUUUAAAAAUUUUUAAAAAACGAUACCGAUAAUUAAAAAAAAACGAUACCGAUAAUUUCCGAUAUUACAUUUUAACGCAUUUAUCGGCCGAUAAUAUCGGCAGGCCGAUAUUAUCGGACAUCCCUAGUUCUAUGACAGAGUUCUUAACCCAAAACAUUCUUAUCUCAAAUCCACGUUGGCCAUUGAAAUUAAUUGAAUCAAUUGAAUCAGUGUUUGACCCCAAAACUGCAUCAUUUUAACAGAAAACAAUACGAUAGAAUGUACUACAAACAACCACAGUAGUUUUAUGAAGUAAUGAAUUUAUGGUACCUCCUUCCAGAUGCUUCUCCAUCAAACACACCAUCUGCAGCUUUUUCCAUAUUUUCAUGGAUAAUGUCUGCCGUUGAUAUAUUUGAACAUUCCUGGCUGGCUGUGAUGCGCUCAAAUUUCUUUGUCGUAUCUUUGAUGAUUUCUUUUUUUUAAGAACCAUCCACUUCUUCUCAACAUCACCGUCCUUCACACCCACUUUUUUUCCUUUCCAUGGUUGAAAGACAAAAGUUAUGUCCAUCUCUAGCUAUAAGCUAAUGCUAGCGAGUAAGAUGUUUUGGUCCGAUCUUACGGGGUUCACUGUGACUAAUUUUGUAACCCACAUUUUUAAAGCAUAACAUCUUAUCUCAAAACACUCUUAAGUUGAGGUACUCUGUAAUAUUAUAUCCUACUUUUCCAAAGGCAUUGCCUUCACAUCCACUUCCAUCAAGGAGACUCCGUAGUAUCAUUUUCAAUAAUACAAUAUUGUUUGCAUCAGUACUACUCACUAUUGAAAAUAUAUUUGGCAUCAUGUCCACAUAAUAUGCAUAAGAGUCAUCUAGCCCAGUGUUCCCCAACCUUUUUUCCACCAGGGACCGGUUUAAUGCAUGCAUUAUUUUCACGGACCGGUUUUCUCCGUGUAAAUUAGCCUUUGCCCACAAUCUGGCACAUUAAAAUGUUAUAUAUCCAUUGAUGUGCGUCGUCCCAUUACAACUACAAUGGAGUUGUAAUAUACAUCUAUUAACAGGUGUAUUGGUGUGUUUAGUGGGACAGGCGAAAGUUAAGUCUGAGAAAAUGUGGUAGUUUAUAAUUUAAUGUUUCUGUGCAGCUCGGUAGCAAAUGCGUCACGGACCGGUACUGGUCCCCGGACCGGUGGUUGGGGACCACUGAUCUAGCCUAUUAUUGUUUGUAUUUGCAACUUUUUUUAAAAGAUGAAUUAUUCUAAUUACCACCUGAGGAGUUUACAUGUUCCAAUACUCCAAUAAUUCGUCAUAUGAAUAUUGGGUAACACUUUAGUAUGGGGAACAUAUUCACCAUUAAUUAGUUGCUUAUUAACAUGCAAAUUAGUAACAUAUUGGCUCUUAAUUAGUCAUUAUUAAAUACUUAGUAAUGCCUUCUUCUGCAUGGCCUUAUUAUACAACCAGUAAACCAUUAACUAAGAGUCUUCCCUCAAUAACCUCAGAAUUAUUGCUUAUUAGUAACCCUAACCCUAACCCAGGCCUGGGCAAUUAUUUUGACUAAGGGGCCACAUUUAGAGAGAGAGUCUAGGGACCGGUAUAUAUAUUUUUAGGAACACUAAUACAAAACCUCACAAUAAUGUCUGAUUGAAUGCUAAAAACGUUAUGACAAACCGCCUUAAAAAACGUAUUGGAAUUUUAAAUUUUUCUAUGAACGAUAAAACACUGAAUAUUGACAACAUAUAAAUGUCACACCCCCUUUCGAUCGACAUAUUUUACAAUCAAAUGAAACGCAACAAAAAUGCAACAAACAGUGAAAUAUGAACGCGAAGGGUACAAAAUAAACCCACCUACAAUCUGAUACAUCUGAUACAUCACUAAGCUUUAGAACUUUGUUGUGAAAAUCUCCUUCCGCGUCUGUGGAAACGCUUCCCGCCCACACUGCUUGGUGCCUCGCCUGAGCUGCUGUGACGUAGAUUACAAUAGUAACUCAUUAGAUUUCCAUAGUAACUAAUCAGAUUACCAUAGUAACUGGUAUAUCAGCCAUAAGCGCAGAGUCCAACCAUUGAAAUACUUUGUAUAGUUGAAGACUUACGGUCAUUAGAAAACAUGACUGCACAUCAUAAUGGCAGCUACACUUUCCAUCUUAAAGAUCUUAACAAAUUAUUUGGGAAUGUCCGGCGGGCCAGAUUGAAAAGCGUAACGGGCCGCAUGUGGCCCCCGGGCCUUAAUUUGCCCAGGUCUGCCCUAACCCUUAUAUGUUCCCCGAGUGUCCAAAUAACUCUAAAUUAAUCAGAAUCAGAAUAAGAAAUACUUUAAUAAUCCCCAAAGGGAAAUUAAGUCUUUGUUACUUAGACUAUGUUCCCCAUACUAAAGUGUUACCGAAUAUUACCAUGACAACACUUGAAAUCGGCUUCAUAUUGUAAUGAUGCCGAUAUUGUUGGUAUUCCUUAUGGAACACAACCGAACAGAACUCUCUUUUUAAGCUCUUCCUCACGUGUUCACUCUUGUAAAUAAAAAUGUGCGAGGGCCACCAAAGGGAUCAUUGAGAACAGAACACCUUCCCUAUUUAUUUGAGCAGCAUGUUCAAAUGGCAUCUGUGUGUGCUACACUGUGUGAUGGCUUCACAUGAUCAUGUUAUCUUUAUGUACAUAUUUCAUAUUUUACUUUGCCUGUUUAUGGGGUUUUGUCAUUCAAUUAAUAAAUCAUUUGUAAUAAAAA
Messenger RNA from Nerophis lumbriciformis (worm pipefish), 4887 nucleotides. It is a transcript of the gene nradd, whose product is annotated as neurotrophin receptor associated death domain. NCBI's taxonomy places the organism in Eukaryota, Metazoa, Chordata, Actinopteri, Syngnathiformes, Syngnathidae. Gene Ontology annotation, molecular function: coreceptor activity; death receptor activity; nerve growth factor binding. Gene Ontology annotation, biological process: Rho protein signal transduction. The record is from RefSeq and is a predicted model, not a curated record. Gene Ontology annotation, cellular component: plasma membrane; cell surface.